UUACUCUAUUGUGAAUAAAAAGCAAGCAACACGGACAGCUGUUUUUCAAAUUUUCAAUACACAAAACAAGAAUAGAGUAGCCACAGUGAUGUAGCGUCGAAAUAGUCAGUAUGGCUAUGAGGAAGCGACGCUCCGGAUGGACACUCCAGGACGAGACUGAGCUGCUGGAGAAGUGGGAGGAGCGUUUCCACGACCUCCGAAAAGCCAAAAGGAAUGCCCAUAUAUAUCAAGAAAUUGCAAUGGAAAUGGGAGGAAGAUACACUGCGGAGGAGGUUCACUGCAAAGUGAAAAAUUUAACAAAAAAAUACAGAGAGGAGAAAAGUAAAAUUGACCCAUUUGGAGGUAGUCCCUCUGUAUGGAAACACUACCAGGCUAUACAUCGCAUCAUGGGGUCCACUGCCGUCAAUUCGGCAUUGUAUGUGAAGACUGGUUCUUUGAUGUCUAUCAGGAAGCAACGCUCCGAAUGGACACUCCCGGACGAGAUUGAGCUGCUGGAGAAGUGGGAGGAGCGUGCCCACGACCUCCGAAAGGCGAAAAGGAAUGCCCAUAUAUAUCAAGAAAUUUCUGUGGAAAUGGGAAGAAGAUACAGUGCGGAAGAGGUUCAUUGCAAAGUGAAAAAUUUAACAAAGAAAUACAGAGAGGAGAAAAGUAAAAUUGACCCCUCUGGCGGUAGUCCCUCUGAAUGGAAACAUUAUCAGGCAGUACACCGCAUCAUAGGGUCAACUGCCGUCAAUUCGGCACUGUAUGUUAAGACUGAUUCUUUGAAUUCACCAUCACCAACAUCAUCGAUGCCAUCGCUGUCCUCUCCGCUUCCGUCUCCUCAGCUGCCAUCGCCAUCAUUUCAGCUGUCAUCGCCAUCACCGUCAUCAUCAUCGGCACCAAUGCAGUCACCAACUGCAAGAAAGCGGAAUUAUGACUGUGAGAUGGUGAAAUUAAUAAAGCAGCAAACACAAAUACUAAAAACAAUUGCGGAAGAAUCAAAACUUGUCAAUCAGGAGAUGGUAGGGGCGAUUCUGGAGCAGAACCGAAUAACGGAAAAGUUGUUGAUAUUAAUGGAAAAGAUAACAGAAAAACUUGUAUAAAAAGUUUUUUUCUAAUUUAAAAUAUAUAUGAAUUUUACAGUAA
This is a messenger RNA of Bactrocera tryoni, 1125 nucleotides long. RefSeq lists its product as uncharacterized. The transcript is spliced from 6 exons. NCBI's taxonomy places the organism in Eukaryota, Metazoa, Arthropoda, Insecta, Diptera, Tephritidae. Gene Ontology annotation, cellular component: nuclear body. Bases 111 to 1082 code for a protein of 323 amino acids. Gene Ontology annotation, biological process: positive regulation of DNA-templated transcription. The record is from RefSeq and is a predicted model, not a curated record.